Helobdella robusta is the source of this 165-nucleotide messenger RNA. RefSeq lists its product as hypothetical. The transcript is spliced from 2 exons. The record is from RefSeq and is a predicted model, not a curated record. The annotation marks the transcript as partial. NCBI's taxonomy places the organism in Eukaryota, Metazoa, Annelida, Clitellata, Rhynchobdellida, Glossiphoniidae.
GGAUGGCUAGUCAUUCAACAAAGAAUUGAUGGCUCGUUGAGUUUCAACAAAAGUUGGGCAAGUUACAAAUCCGGAUUUGGAAUCUACUACAGAAACUUCUGGUUGGGCUUGGAGAAGAUGCACCAGUUAACGGCAUCGGCUGAUUAUAGGUUGAGAUUUGAAAUU